Sorex fumeus (smoky shrew) is the source of this 3489-nucleotide messenger RNA. RefSeq names its product pleckstrin homology and RhoGEF domain containing G4 (gene PLEKHG4). Gene Ontology annotation, molecular function: guanyl-nucleotide exchange factor activity. The transcript has 20 exons. Bases 1 to 3489 code for a protein of 1162 amino acids. The record is from RefSeq and is a predicted model, not a curated record. NCBI's taxonomy places the organism in Eukaryota, Metazoa, Chordata, Mammalia, Eulipotyphla, Soricidae.
AUGGAAGGGCCCCUGGCGGAUGGGGACGGGGGUGCGGGCCUGGACUGGCGUUUUGCAGCGUGCAGGGUGCAGAGUGAUUGGCAGGAGGAGGAACCUGGUCCCCAGGGCCAGGUUGAGAACCCCAGUCCUUGGAGACCACCAGCAGAGGCAGCCUGUGGGGAUGGGCUCCUGGGCAGUCCCCUGGAGGGGGCACUUCAGGCACCCCCAGGACAGGUGGCCGCAGAUGGGUCAGGGGAUGGGCCGAGGGACUCAUUGGGGGGUCCCCCAGGUCAGUCAGAGGCCCCAGCCUCCUCUGGGGUGGAGAGCUGCCUGUGCCCCAUGUCCUGCCUCGCAUCUGACCCAGCUGUCCUGGUUCCUCUGGGCGUGGCCAGUGGCCCUGAACCUUCAUCUGGGACAUCGGAGCAGCCAGAGGCAGAGCCCAGCCCAUCGGGUCUCCCCAAGCCCACUGACAACCUCCUGGCCCAGGAUCUCUGCUGGGAGCUGCUAGCCAGUGGCAUGGCUGCCUUGCCAGGCACGCGGGAUGCUGAAGGCCGGGCUGUGCUGCUUCUCUGCGCCCAGAGCCCAGCCUGGCUUCACCCCCAGUGUAGCACUCAUGAGCUCCUCCGCCUCUUGCUCUACCUGAGAAGUAUCCCCCGGCCCCAGGUGCAGGCUCUGGGACUGACGGUACUGGUGGACGCCCGCCUCUGUGCUCCCAGUGCCGUGCUCCUCCAGGGGCUCAGCCAGCUGCAAGAAGCAGCCACAGGGGCCGUGCAGCGGGUGCUACUCAUGGGAAAGCCACCGGAGAAGGUGCCUGCCGGGCUGCAGCUGGAGCUGCUCGGCACUCCGCAGAGUCUUCUGACCCACAUCCCUGCCUCAGACUUGCCUGUGUCCUUGGGAGGAGGCCGGCCUUACUGCCACCGUGCCUGGCUGGACUUCCGGGUGCGUCUGGAAGCCCUGCUGCAGAGCUGCCGGGCAGUCUGUGCCCUGCUCCACGGCGCCAUUGAGAGCAUGGAGGCUGUGCCACUGCCCGUGGAAUCUGGGGAAGCAGACGGGCUGCUUCAGCAGGCCCAGGUCCUGAUGCGGCAUGUGCUGGAGGCACCGUGUCUGGCCUGGCUGCAGUGCCAGGGGGGCUUGGAGCUGGCAUGGCUGAAGCAGGGCGUCCCAGAGGUGACCCUGAGCCCAGACUACAGGCCAGCAGUGGAUGAGGCCGACCAGCUGUACAGCCGAGUGGACACGCUGCUGCACCGGCUGACGCUGCAGAGUAACGGGCGUAUGCAGGCCUUGGAGACGGUGCAGACGCUGGCAGCCCAAGAGGACAGUCUGCACCAGAUGGAAGUGUGGCUGCGGCAGGUGGGCUGGCCGGCGCUGGACGGGCCCAAGGAACCUUCACUGCAGAUGCUGCUCCAGGCCCGUGCGGCCUUCCAGGAGCUGGAUCAGGUCGCCCAGGAGCAGGUCAAGCAAGGGGAGAAGAUGCUGCAGCCACUGGUGGGCUGGGAGGCCGCGGAGCUGGGGCCCCUGGGCACCCGCUUUCUGGCCCUGCGAGCGCAGCUCACGGAGUUCUCUGCGGCCCUGGCCCAGCAGCGGCAGCGACUGGAAAACGCCGAGAAGCUGUUGAGCUUCUUUGAGCAGGCCUCGACCUGGGCUGAGGAGGGGCAGCGGGUUUUGGCGGAGUUGGAGCAUGAGCGCCCUGGGUUGGUGCUCCAGCGGCUGCAGCUGCACUGGACCAAGCACCCUGACUUGCCUCCUGCCCACUUCCGAAAGAUGUGGGCACUGGCCACGGCGCUGGGCUCCGAGGCGAUCCGCCAGGAGUGCCGUGGGGCCUGGGCGCGGUGCCAGGAUACCUGGCUAGCGCUGGACCAGAAGCUGGAGGCGGCCCUGAAGCUGCCGCGCUCGGAGAGUACCGCCAGCCUCUUUGCCCACCAGGGCCCCGUGGCCCCUGCUGCCCCUCCGCCGCUGAGGAAGGCCUACAGCCUGGACCGCAACCUAGGCCAGAGUCCCGGCAAGGCCGCGCACCACUGCCCCCCAGUGGCCACGGCGGGCGGUGCCCAGUUCGGGCAUAGUCCUGCUAUGCCCUUCCCACCAGGAGGUGCUGAGCCCAGGAGCGCCAACAGGCUCCAGCUGGUGCUGCUCGAGAUGGUGGCUACUGAACGGGAGUAUGUCCGCGCCCUCGACUACACCAUGGACAACUACUUCCCUGAGCUGGACCGUCCUGAUGUGCCCCAGGGCCUCCGCGGCCAGCGUGCCCAUCUCUUUGGCAACCUGGAGAAGCUUCGGGACUUUCAUCGCCACUUCUUCCUGCGGGAGCUGGAGGCCUGUGCCCGGCACCCGGCCCGGGUCGCGUACGCUUUCCUGCGCCACAGGGUGCAAUUUGGGAUGUACGCGCUCUACAGCAAGAACAAGCCUCGGUCUGACGCCCUGAUGACCAGCUACGGGCACGCCUUCUUCAAGGACAAGCAACAGGCGCUGGGGGACCACCUGGACUUGGCCUCCUACCUGCUGAAGCCCAUCCAGCGCAUGAGCAAGUACGCGCUGCUGCUGCAGGAGCUGGCGAGGGCCUGCGGGGGGCCCGGGCAGGAGCUGAGCGCCCUGCAGGCUGCCCAGAGCCUGGUGCGCUUCCAGCUGCGCCAUGGCAAUGAUCUGCUGGCCAUGGAUGCCCUCCAGGGGUGUGACGUGAACCUCAAGGAGCAGGGCCAGUUGGUGCGGCAGGACGAGUUCACGGUGCGCUGCGGGCGCCACAAGUCUCUGCGCCGUGUUUUCCUCUUCGAGGACCUGCUGCUCUUUAGCAAGCCUCGCCGGGGUCCAUCAGGCACCGACACGUUUGCCUACAAACGCUCCUUCAAGAUGGCAGACCUCGGCCUCACCGAGUGCUCUGGGGAGAGCAACCUGCGCUUUGAGAUCUGGUUCCGUCGCCGCAAGGCCAGGGACACCUUCGUGCUGCAGGCGGCCAGCCUGGCCACCAAGCAGGCAUGGACGGCUGACAUUUCCCGUCUGCUCUGGAAGCAGGCGGUCCACAACAAAGAGGUGCGCAUGGCCGAGAUGCUGUCCAUGGGUGUGGGGAGCAAGGCCUUCUGGGACAUCACUCCCAGUGAGGAAGCCAUCAACAACCGCACCAUCGAUUACGUCCUGAAGAGUCGAGACAUUCGCUCACGGGCCUCCAUUGCCGUGGCCCCGUUGGACUCGGACAGCCCCUACCUGGGGGCCUGCAGCCCCCUUCCCAGAGACCCUGCCUCUCGCUCGGUCCUGGGGCCCCUCAACCUGCACCUGCACCGAGACCCGGCGCUCCUGGGCCUGCGCUGGUCCCUGUGUGCCCCCAGCUUCCCAGAGGCUGUUGCCACGGCAGAGCUGGGCAGCCAGCCCUCUUUGACAACUGAGGACUCUGAGGUCUUGUCCCAGUGCCCAUCCGCCAGCGGUUCCAGUGGCUCGGACAGCAGCUGUGUAUCGGGACAGGCCCUGGGCCGGGGUCUGGAGGACGCGACCUAUGUGAGUUGCUCUGCCCUGGGUCGAGGCUGA